AUGUUGCGAACACCGUCAAUUCUCGUUGAUAGACAAUAUGACACAUCUUCCCCAUUGAUCCGGUAUAUUGAAGGCCACGAUCGGAUACGUUGGGGCUCAAUAUCUUCAACACAGCCGGUUCUUUCAGGACCAGAACAAAUCCGCGUAUAUCGCGAAUGGAUUGAUGCUGGGAGACCUCAUAAUAUAACCUGCUGUAGGUCCUACCAUACAGCAUGUUUAAUGGAUGUGGUUCGCUCUGCAAAUAACUUCCAUUGUCCAUCUUGCCGGGCAAGAGCUUGGGAUCGUACACCACCCCAGUUCCCCGUGCCAUCUCCAACCCCAAGCACUGGAGGGACCCCAAACAGCCAUUCAGACACGUCAUCUGUAAACAUUUCAAUUCGUCGCGAUAGAUCGCCAACAGCAUCACGGGGUAAAUCCUCAACGGCCUCGGGGAUGAUGCAUCCCCCUACUUUGAACCGUAUUGAUGAAGUCAAUGCUCGCGGUAUGCCAACUGAGGUAUAUCCUAUUGCAGAGAUGUACCCUCGGCUUCUGGAAUAUCUAGCGUUACCAGAUGCUGAGACAGAUCGCCAUGCCCAAUCGUCACAGUUCAAGCAUCAACUGGGAAUGGCUAUGAAAGAAAUUGAAUCAUAUCGGGCAUCGAUGCGAGACAAGACGAACAUCCGAGAGGACUAUUCACGAUUACAGCGCGAGAAUGCACAAAUCAAAGCGUAUCUUGAUUCCAGGGACUCACCGCGAGAGUCUAGUAUUCCCAGCCCUUCGACAGUUCCACACAGCAUCAUCUCAAAACCGGUGUCUGAACAAAGGGUGAAGGCUUGGGACAGCCUUGCUAUUGACAUGUUUUGA
This is a messenger RNA of Penicillium roqueforti, 843 nucleotides long. Its product is annotated as PHD finger protein. Lineage: Eukaryota; Fungi; Ascomycota; Eurotiomycetes; Eurotiales; Aspergillaceae. The record is from RefSeq and is a predicted model, not a curated record. The transcript is spliced from 3 exons. Bases 1 to 843 code for a protein of 280 amino acids.